Zeugodacus cucurbitae (melon fly) is the source of this 2118-nucleotide messenger RNA. RefSeq names its product angiotensin-converting enzyme (gene Ance-4). The transcript has 7 exons. The coding region runs from base 37 to 1953 and encodes 638 amino acids. Lineage: Eukaryota; Metazoa; Arthropoda; Insecta; Diptera; Tephritidae. Gene Ontology annotation, molecular function: metallopeptidase activity; peptidyl-dipeptidase activity. The record is from RefSeq and is a predicted model, not a curated record. Gene Ontology annotation, biological process: proteolysis. Gene Ontology annotation, cellular component: plasma membrane.
AUUAGGUCACAUAUAUUGAAUUGCGUUGAAGUGUGAAUGCUCAGUACGAUUUCGAGCGCUGUGAUUGAUAUUACUCUUCUGAUUCUAACAGUUGAAGGCACCAAAAUGCGUUGGCAUUUAUUUAGCAUUGCGCUAUUUUCGGUUAUCGCUUGGAUCAAUGUUGUCAAUGCUGCAGCAACUAAGCAAGCAGAUGCAAGCAAAUUCAUUGUCGAUGCCAGCACUCGCUAUUACAAGCUUUAUAAUCAAAUUGCAGAGGAAACAUACUCAUCUACAGAUGAUGAAGAUUUUGAUACAAUCUUUACAAAACUGACUACGGUCAAAAGAAUAGCCGCAGAGCUGGUUAAAAUUUCUGAAGAGGCCAGCGAUUAUGAUUUGGAGAAUGUACAUGAUGUGCAGGUGAUAACGGCUUUGCGGAAUCUUCGAAGAGUUGGCGAGCUUUUCGUCUUGGGAGAAGAUUACUUUUCAUCGGUGCUGAUAAACUUCGCAGCUCUUAAAGAACUUUCUACCGAUAAAGACAUCGAACCUUAUUUGGGUGGCGCGUAUAUGCCAGAUCAAGACGAUAGCCCGCUAGCGUACUAUCCUGAUAUACAGAAAAUUUUCCAACGCAGCAAUGAUUCUGAUGAACUCAAAUAUUAUUGGGAGAAUUGGCGCGAAAAGAAUUUGGUUUGGUCUUCAGUUAAUUUCUACACCAUAAUUGAAGCCUUCCAAAAGGCUGCGAAGAUACUAGACAUACCGGUACUUGAGUUUUGGUUUCGCUGCUACAACAAUAAGGAAUUUUUGGCAGAAAUGGAACGUGUGAUGGAAGACAUUAAGCCAACUUAUAAACAACUACACGCAUUCAUUAGAAAGGAGCUGCAUACGAAGUAUGGUGGGAGCGUUGUUAAUCCUCGAGGUCCCAUUCCAGAUCAUUUGUUUCAACAAGUGCGAGAACAGGCUUGGCAUGCCAAUAGUGUCAUCGAACCAUAUUUUCCAAAGGGAAACCUUCCUCCAUAUGACAACUUUGUAGCGCAUUUCGAGGCAAAGGACAUGAUAAAUGAAGCAGAAAAUUUCUAUAAAUCGCUCGGGUUCAAUGAAUUAGAUAAGGAAUUUUAUGAGGAACAGUUGAAGGAGCAAGACGAGAGUGCUGAAAAUGGCGAUUGUAGAGCUGAUAUUUUCGAUCUUACACCACAUGUGUACAUGAAAUAUUGCAAGAAGGUAGAAUUCAGAAAGUUUUUACAGACUCACGGUUACCUUGGGCGGGUACAUUACGCCAAAGAAAAACACAAUCUACCAUCAUACUUCUUCAAUUCUUAUGAUUUGGAAUAUCCAGUGGGAGAGGCUGUAAUUCUAUCUGCAUCGACCCCAAAACAUUUACAAGCCAUAGGACUUUCUAAGGAUUUUCAAUUUUCGGAUUCAAUUUUGAUGAACCGUUUGUUUAGAAUGGGUAUUCAUACAAUGCUCAACAUACCAUUGUACUUCGUCCACACUAAAGUCAUGACUGACUUGCUAAACGGUACAGUGGAAAUCGAAAGGAUUAACAAGCAUUACUGGGAACUUAUGGAAAAAUAUGCUGGUGUAGAACCCCCCUCAGACCGCCCGGAAAGUGCUAUAGAUUUUCCCUACAAUUUUUAUUUGGAUAUGGAAGAAAAUCAUCAGACCAAAAAGUUCGUUUCCGAAGUUCUGGGCUACCAGUUUUAUCGCUCGUUUUGUCAAAAAACUCAUCAUCGGGGUCAUCUACAUAACUGUGACUUCCACGAUAAUCUGGAAAUCGGCAAUUCGGUCAAAUCAAUGAUGUCCCUGGGUUCUUCAAAGCCUUGGCACGACACUCUGUCAAGAGUUUUAGGCACGAAUUCAAGUUUGAGUGGAGACGCUUUACUUGAUUAUUAUACGCCUAUGAUAGAUUGGUUGAAGAUGAAAAAUCGCGAAUCAAAAGUCAAAAUUGGCUGGAAUUCGAGUCAAAAGAAAAUCCUUUAAGAUGGAGAACGAAAAGUUCAAAGUUUACAAUAAGUGUAAACAUUAUUAAAUAUAAAUAACUUUUAUUAAUAUCAAUAUACCUACAUACACGGUCUUAUAUGUAAAUCCGCGCAUAUUAUGUAAAUAAAUAAAUGAUCUGGGUUUCAACUAACAAUUUUAAAAUAA